Esox lucius (northern pike) is the source of this 4926-nucleotide messenger RNA. It is a transcript of the gene pkp4, whose product is annotated as plakophilin 4. Bases 345 to 4025 code for a protein of 1226 amino acids. Gene Ontology annotation, molecular function: cadherin binding. Gene Ontology annotation, cellular component: adherens junction; cytoplasm; plasma membrane. The transcript has 21 exons. Gene Ontology annotation, biological process: cell-cell junction assembly; cell-cell adhesion. The record is from RefSeq and is a predicted model, not a curated record. Lineage: Eukaryota; Metazoa; Chordata; Actinopteri; Esociformes; Esocidae.
CCUUCUUGAUAACCACAUUCAGCUGAACGUUUGUAUCUGUGCUCUGCGAUUUGUUUGCUAUGUGUCCAUCCUAUGUUUGUAACUACAGCGGACCCGACAGUGGACUAAUCAUUCCACUACGAUGCAUUGACCUCUGACAGUCCAUUUUCAUUGAACUGUCUGCACCAAUGCCUUGGCGUGUUGCAGGAGCGCCUUGCAUCGGAGCCGCUGUCGUACCAGGGACGGUGGCUGUAGUAAUUGUUCUGUACGCACAAGCUUUGUAGUUGAAGUGGUCUGCCGCUGCUUCCCGUGGUCUGUCACGCUGGUGCAUAAACGCUCUAAGAGAAGGGAAGCCACGGUAGAGGAUGCCAUCGCCGGAGCAGCGGGCAGCAGAGAUGGAAGAGGAGGGGCCAGGGGAGGGGGAAAGGUCGUUGCCGGCCAGAGAGGGACCGAGUGGGCACAGCCAGGCAGAUACUACCACUAACAACCUCCUGGCCUCAGUCAAAGAACAGGAACUCCAGUUUGAGCGUCUGACCAGGGAGCUGGAAGAGGAGCGUCAGAUCGUGGCCAGUCAGCUGGAGAGAUGCCUGCUGGGAGCUGAGUCUCCUGGUGAUGAUGCUGUAAGCAGCAGUGACUCAUCAGAGAAGUCCUUUGCUUGGAGAUCUGCAGUAGAUGCGUGCGGCACAGCAGAACACCGGGCUGCUGUGAUGGACAGCUCUCUCUCCCCCUCUCGUCUCUUCAGAGCAGACCAGGGUCAAGGGUCACUGUACCUCCCUGAACCAGAGAGGGUGUCCCUGCAUGACAGUGAGGUGUCUGUGGCCCAUUUGACGUCACACGCUGACAGUGGUUACCAGGACAGCAGUAUGAGCUACUACAGCGUGAGCAGAGAGAACGUGGUUCUGUCAGAACCCAGACACGUGCUGUCAGGGAACGGGCCCAGGGGAAGCCCCAGCCACAGCAGGAGUGCCUGGGCCGAGGGACAGGCUUCCACACAGGCCUCGGUGUCAGGGCGCGUGAUGCGGAGGAUGGGGUCUCUCUCCUCCCGGGGCCAGUCCCCGGUGUGUGGCGCCGGGGGCUCUGUGUCCCCCUCCCGCCUCUCCCUCCGCACCUCCCAGGGCGGCAGCGCCUACGGUUCGCCCGUCCUCACCGAGCCGAAGCCCCUCGCCAGCAUCUUCCCCAGGACCUCCAUGCCCCCCUCCUCUUCCUCCUCCUCCUCCCCCCCGCCCCACCCUCCGGGUUCAGGCACCGCCCCGUCUUUCCAGCGCGCCACCUCCCCCUACUCCCCCACCCACCAGAGGAACGGGAACGGCGGCGGCUCACCGGUCCGGAGCAGCCCCCGGCCCAGCAGCGCCGGUCAUGCUACCUCGCCCCCCGGGCCGGCGGCGGGGCCGGGCGGGGCCUCCGGGCGCCUGGGCUCCACCGUGUCCCUGGUGGAGGGGAGGGGCGUGUCCGGUUCCCCUCUGAGGUCCUGCAUGACGGCCGUGCCGCAGCACUACGGGUCCACACUGCCCCGCCAGGGGGCCCAGGCCCUCCCCUACGGACACGACUCCUACGGGCUCUACGAGAGGACCGCCCUACCCCUGUCGCGGCCCGACAGCCUCACAGGCCUGCAUAGCUCCUAUGCCACCCAGCACAGCCCACUGGACCAGGACAUGAGGAUGGCCUUGUCCCCCGACUGCCACAUCACGCCCGUCUACGACGACCGGGCCUUCCACAGCCCCCCGUAUCCCAGCCCGCCCCGCGCGCGCGCCCACCACGGAUCCCAGCAGGCCAUCUACAGGAGACACGCAGGUGCGGAGACCCUCCAGAGGACCACAAGCCAUUGCAGCACCCUGGCGUACCAAAGAAGCAGCUACGGGCUGAACACGGCGGCGCUGUACGCGGACUCGUACAGGGUUUCCCAGCCGGGACAGUUGCCCGAUGAGACGUCCUUCUCCAGACACUCCGGCCUAGGCGACAGGGGUAUUACCAGGUCCCCCUCCAUAGAUAGUAUGCAUAAGGACCCCAGGGAGUUUGGCUGGCGUGAUCCUGAACUUCCUGAGGUGAUCCACAUGCUGCAGCAUCACUUCCCCUCAGUCCAGGCCAAUGCCGCGGCCUACCUCCAGCACCUGUGCUAUGGAGACAACCACAUCAAAGUGGAGGUGUGUCACCUUGGGGGGAUCCAGCACCUGGUGGAUCUGUUGGAGCACAAGACAAUGGAGGUGCAGAAGAGUGCCUGUGGAGCUCUGAGGAACCUGGUCUACGGAAAAGCGACAGAUGACAACAAGGUGGCCCUGAGGAAUUCUGGGGGCAUUCCUGCUCUACUCAGACUGCUGAGGAAGACCACGGAUAAUGAAGUCAGGGAACUGGUCACUGGCGUGCUCUGGAACCUGUCGUCGUGCGACGCGGUCAAGAUGACCAUCGUCAGGGACGCCCUGAGCACCCUGACCAACACUGUGAUCACCCCCCACUCAGGCUGGAGCAGCUCCAGCUACAGGGAGGAGACCCAGCUCAAGUUCCACUCCUCUCUGCUGCUGCGCAACACCACCGGCUGCCUCAGGAACCUCAGUUCGGCGGGCGAGGAGGCCCGGGGCCAGUUGAGGUGCUGUGAGGGCCUGGUGGAUUCCUUGCUCCACGUCCUGAAGGCCUGCGUUCACACCUCUGACUUUGACAGCAAGAUUGUGGAGAACUGUGUUUGUACUCUGAGGAACCUGUCCUACCGUCUGGAGAUAGAGAUGCCCUCGUCCCGUCUGCUGGGGACCCAGGAACUGGAUGUCCUGCUGGGCUAUGGAUCCCCCAGCAAGGACCUGGACUACCUCUGCUGGAGCAAGAAGAGGAAGAAGAAGAGGGGUUGGCUGGAUGAUAAGUGGGACGGUGUGGGGCCCAUCCCAGGGUUUGGAAAGCCUCCGCGAGGACCGGAGAUGUUGUGGCACCCGACCGUAGUGAAGCCCUACCUCAGCCUGCUGGCAGAGAGCUCCAACCCUGCCACCCUGGAGGGCUCCGCUGGGUCCCUGCAGAACCUGUCUGCUGGCAACUGGAAGUUUGCGGCCUACAUUCGUGCGGCGGUGCGUAAAGAGAAGGGUCUGCCCAUCCUGGUGGAGCUGCUGAGGAUGGACAACGACAGGGUGGUCUGCUCUGUGGCCACUGCUCUGAGGAACAUGGCCCUGGACAGCAGGAACAAGGAGCUCAUAGGGAAGUACGCGAUGCGAGACCUGGUGAACCGUCUCCCCGGGGGCAGCCCCUCCCUGCUGUCCGACGAGACGGUGGCGUCGGUCUGCUGCACCCUCCACGAGGUGACCAGCAGGAACAUGGAGAACGCCAAGGCCCUGGCGGACACGGGCGGCAUCGAGAAGCUGGUGGACAUCAGCCAGGGUCGAGGGAAGGGCUACUCCAUGAAGGUGGUGAAGACUGCGGCUCAGGUGCUCAACGCACUGUGGCAGUAUAAGGACCUGCGCACCUUUUACAAGCAGGACGGCUGGCACCAUGGGCACUUCAUCACCCCUGUGUCCACUCUGGAGAGAGACAGGUACCGGUCUCAACCAACCCUGCCCUCCAGUACCUUACAGCUGUCCCCGGUUCUCCACCAGUCAGGUGGCAGUGCAACUUCCUCUCCUGCCAUGUUGGGGUUCAGAAGACACAGCUCUAACUACCAGAAGGCUCAGUCAUCUAUGCAACUCGAUACCUAUUAUGGAGACAACAGUUUACAUAAAAAUCAGUAUACAGGGUCAGAAAAGCAAACACCAUAUUUCAUUGGGUCCUAUUCCUCCCCAACAAGAGAGGACUAUCCAAGAUCCCAGCAUGGAGAUGUGUUCUACGCCGACGAGCCAGAAACGAAGACUUACAACACCUACAGAAUGUACCUGUCAUCGCCGCAAGGCUACAGAGGUGAGGAACCCAGGCCUUACCUGGACGCUGCGGGCGACGCGACCUCGACAGAGAGAUACAACACGGCUCAAUCCAACAGACUCAAAUCCAACCCCACUAACUACGUGGAUUUCUACUCCACCACCAGGAGGCCUUCUCAGAGGGCCAACCAGUACACCGGGUCCCCUGACUCUUGGGUUUAGGCGUGCAGAAACUGUGGGCAGAAUCAUCACUUAUGUCCAAUGGGUGUUCUGUAUGCGCGUGUGUUCGAGGAGAGGGUGUGUGCGUGUGUAAGGGGGAGAGAGAGAGAGAGAGAGAGAGAGAGAGGUCUGGGAGAACUCGAACGUUUGUGUGUCUGUGUGUGUUUGUCGGGGUUGGGGUGUGUACUGUGCUGUGCGAAAUACCUUGUUGUUUUCUGGAGUGGUGUAAUGUCAGCCAAAGAAGGUGUUCUAUUAUAGCAGAUUUUGUUCAAGUCUUCUCUCCGCAGCUGGGAGGUUCUGUUGAGUUAAAGGAGAGGUUGACUGGAUACGCAGCCAGGAUCCUCAGAUAUUGUUUGAAGAUGUGAACAAUGGAGAAGUUGGAAGAAAUGAAAAUAAACAAAAAAGGGAUAGUUUACUCAAUAUACAAAUUAAGAUAAUAUUUAUUCCAUCAAAUAAAUGGGCCUGAUAAAUGUAUAUUUUGGGAAUAGACUACGUAAAUAUAAAUUGUAUGUGAGUCUGCUUCUGGGUUAACCAGGGUUACUGGUUAAUAAACUAUAACCAGAUGGGAAAUCCUAUCGAUUUGUAUUUUGAGUAAAAAAUAAUUUGUAUGUUGGCCAAAUAUAUAUCAUAAAGUCAUAACUGUGAAAUGUCAAAUAGUAUUUGUACAGAAAAAUUUCAAAUGUGACACUGUCUUGUUACAGAACAUUGCUGUACUCAACGUGUAGACCCGUGUGUAUGAUAUGGUGUGUGUCUAGUGUUUUCUUUUUUUAAUAUUAUUUAUUUAUUGUUUCUUUGUGAUUCUCCUAAAACGCUCUGUUGUAUGUUGUCCAACACUGGUGGAGAUGUGCCACGUGUCAGACCGAAAUAUAUGAAGAUUAAAAGGACGUCAACACUAAGAAAGAUA